AUGAAGCGGGAAGACAGGCUAGAGAAGCCCCGUGGGGCGGAGGUGCUGUGUAGUAAAGUCAUGAAUGAGCCUUGGUAUGACCGAGAACCGGAUGCGCCAGAAUUCAUCGACGUCAGUCCCCAAAAAAUUAAGCCGCAUCUGUCCCAGGACGUGAAGCUGGGCGGCUCGAUGAUGGUGUAUGUCCAGCCGCCGGGAAAAGAGGCUGGCGGCAGGGACUGCGCAGCAAUGGAAGCAAAAUACGAGGUGCUGGAGAAGCCGGGCCCGAAGGGGGAGCCCUUGGGCCGGGUUAAUGUCGCCAACAUCAGAAAUUACAUGGUCAGCUCCCGGAAGUACAAAGCGGAAGUUUUAUCUGGCGACACGGUCGAGCUGUGGCCAACGACAAAGGCCAAUUAUUUUAUGAUGGGCUUAAUCAAGGAGGUCUGCUGGGUCUGCGAAAAGGAGACUGGGGACCCAGGCAAUGGCCUUGCCUACAUCUGCGAGGGAUGCAACAAGAGCGUCCACGCUAAAUGCGCUGGCUUGCGGAGAGAGCUGCGGGAAGAUGAAGACUUCUUCUGCCGCCGUUGCCGGCCCACGGUAGCCGAGGACGUUAUUGGGGAGGAGGACGAAGAGGAGGGGGAGGAGGACGAGGACGAGGAGGAAGGGGAAGAAGAAGAGGAAUUCGCGACUACUGGCAAGUCGCGGGGGACGGGUCGGGGCAAGGAUGCGGUAAAGGGGGGCAAUAAGGGGAAGAAGAGGAAGGCUGCGAAGGGGGUUGAGGGCGACAUCGCCAACCCCAAGGCCAUCAAGCGGCGCAACAAGACAUCCAGCUAA
This is a messenger RNA of Volvox carteri f. nagariensis, 810 nucleotides long. RefSeq lists its product as uncharacterized. The transcript has a single exon. The coding region runs from base 1 to 810 and encodes 269 amino acids. Lineage: Eukaryota; Viridiplantae; Chlorophyta; Chlorophyceae; Chlamydomonadales; Volvocaceae. The record is from RefSeq and is a predicted model, not a curated record.